AUGUUACGACGCGUCUUGGCCGCGCGUAGGUCAUUUGCGUCAAAUGGAGAACGUUACAAAAGCAGCAGUAGUCACACACAGAUUAAGAAGGUACAGGUCCGUAGCUCGCGCUUGCCUAUUGAUGGUCCGAAUCUCGGUGACUUCGUGCAGACGCAUGGACACCAGCACAUGGUCGACGCAGUCAGCGAGAUGAAUAUUCCUAGCCCCAUACGGUCGCUCGAGGAGAUAGAGAAAACGCACACUUGUUCCUUCUUUAUUGAAACCUAUGGAUGUCAGAUGAAUCAGGCCGAUUCAGAUAUCGUACGAGCCAUUCUGCUGAAGCAUGGAUACACUCCUGCGUGCACACCUGACGAUGCCGACGUGGUUUUGCUUAAUACGUGCGCCAUACGCGACAACGCUGAAGCCAAAAUUUGGAAUCGCCUUGAAUCGCUUCGCCAAUUAAAAGCUAAGCUGAUGCGUUUGCAGCACAAAAAAGUUCAAACUGUUGGCGUACUAGGCUGCAUGGCUGAACGACUUAAGAAAAAAUUGCUCGAGUCCGAUAAAAUGGUGGACCUGGUGGUGGGUCCCGAUGCCUACCGCGACAUCCCCAAUUUGCUUCGUGUGGUUCUUGGUAGUAAUGAGUCCGCAGUUAACGUGCAGCUAUCGCUGGACGAGACCUACGCAGACAUUGCGCCAGUGCGCACUGAUCCGAAUAAUCCGUCGGCUUUUGUGUCGAUUAUGCGUGGAUGUAACAACAUGUGCUCCUACUGUAUUGUUCCUUUUACGCGUGGACGUGAGCGCAGUCGCGUCAUGCACUCAAUUAUCGACGAAGUGCGCGCGCUAAGUGAUGGGGGCGUAAAAGAGGUCAUCAUGCUUGGACAGAAUGUUAACUCGUAUCACGACAAGAAGUCAGAAGGUGCUGCUAACAAUGGCCGCGCUUACGUUUCUUCCGACGGCUUUAGCAACAUUUUCCGCUCUCGUGACACGCCUGGAUUUCGCUUUGCCGAUUUGCUGGACCAAGUCUCGCGUGUCGACCCAGAGAUGCGUCUACGCUUUACAUCGCCUCACCCAAAGGACUUUCCAAACGAAGUGCUUGACCUUGUAAAUGAGCGUCCAAAUAUAUGCAUACAGAUCCACAUGCCCGCUCAAAGUGGUAGCACCACACUGCUGCAACGCAUGCGCCGUGGAUAUUCGCGAGAGGCGUAUCUGGCGCUGGUGGACAACAUACGUACUCGUAUUCCAGGUGUUGCGAUGUCCUCCGACUUUAUCGCUGGAUUUUGUGGUGAGACUGAAGAGGAGCACAUGGACACGAUUUCGCUUAUGCGUCAAGUGUGCUAUGAUCAAGCUUUUAUGUUUGCGUACUCUGUUCGUGCUCGUACUCAUGCAGCACACCACAUGAAAGAUGAUGUUUCUAAAGCCGAUAAGCUGCGUCGUCUUCGCGAAAUUAUUGAUACAUUUAGUGAAGUAGUCACACGCAAGAACCACGUCGAAGACUCUGAUCGCCUGCACAUUGUACUCGUUCAAGGCCCUAGUCGACGGUCUACGAACGAAAAUCCAAAGCUUACUGGUCUUACAGACUCGAGCAAGCGCUGCAUUUUUGCCAACCAAGAAAUGCCACCUUCGUUGCGCUCCUUUACGAAGCAGGCAGGUGCCGAUGCUAAUGAGUUUCGGCCUCUGUCCAACUUCUCUUUAGAGACUGUACACGCUGGUCCAGGAGACUACGUGCUGGUGCGUAUCCAUGACGCUGGUCGUCACACUUUACACGCAACUCCUGUGGCACGUACUACUCUCCAAGAGGUCGCAGAGAUCGUACCUCCAGAAUUACUUGGAGCAAGACCACACUCACUUGACGCAUUAUUGCUAUAG
This is a messenger RNA of Plasmopara halstedii, 1845 nucleotides long. Its product is annotated as cdk5 regulatory subunit-associated protein 1. Gene Ontology annotation, biological process: tRNA modification; negative regulation of cyclin-dependent protein serine/threonine kinase activity. The record is from RefSeq and is a predicted model, not a curated record. Gene Ontology annotation, molecular function: tRNA-2-methylthio-N(6)-dimethylallyladenosine(37) synthase activity; 4 iron, 4 sulfur cluster binding. NCBI's taxonomy places the organism in Eukaryota, Oomycota, Peronosporomycetes, Peronosporales, Peronosporaceae. Bases 1 to 1845 code for a protein of 614 amino acids. The transcript has a single exon. Gene Ontology annotation, cellular component: cytosol; mitochondrion.